Chenopodium quinoa (quinoa) is the source of this 2225-nucleotide messenger RNA. Its product is annotated as protein AUXIN RESPONSE 4-like. The transcript is spliced from 2 exons. The record is from RefSeq and is a predicted model, not a curated record. The coding region runs from base 267 to 1754 and encodes 495 amino acids. Lineage: Eukaryota; Viridiplantae; Streptophyta; Magnoliopsida; Caryophyllales; Amaranthaceae.
AUAAAAAAGGGAGAGGUAUGUUAAAAUAAUUUUUGACGUGCUUAAAUCAAUUUCCUGAUUACUCAUUAAAAAAAAAGUUGCUUGAAAAAUCUGAUACUUUUUCCUAAAAAAAUUCAGAAAGUGUUUUUAUUCGUUUGUUCCCUAUAUGCUAUGUCACCCGUUACCUCGGAUGCAUUUGAAUCUAGAUAUUCCCGAAAAUAGAAUUCAAACACUCACUUCAAUUCAUUCUUCCUCUCACUAAGCUCAACCCUGUAAAGUACUCAACAAUGGCGAUCAUCACUGAACACGAAGACAACCAGAAUAACCAACCAUCUUCUCCUUCCAAAUCCAAACCCAAACCCAAACCCAAACCCAAAUCCAAAUCCAAACCCAAAUCAAAACCCAAUCCCCAACCCAAACCCAGAACCCAAACCCAAAACCCCUUCAUCUUCUGGUUCUACUUCACUGUAACAAUCUCUCUUAUCACUUUCAUCUUCGUUUCUCUCUCCUCUUUCUCCUCCCCUGAUCCCAAAACCUGGUUUUUGAAAUUACCCACAAUUCUCAGAGAUCAUUAUUCUAAAGGGAGAACAAUCAAGGUUCAGAUUAACCCUAAUGAACCCCCAAUUGAGGUAUUUUCUUACUCCCAAGGUUCUAGAACUUCUGAAAAUGUGUUGAUUGUUCAUGGGUUAGGUUGUAGUUCUUUUACAUUUAAAAGGGUAGUUGAUGAUUUAGGUUCUAAUGGGUUUUUUGGGGUGGCAAUCGAUUUACCGGGUUCCGGGUUUUCGGAUAAGACGGUGGAAAGAGAGAUUGAGGUUGUUCGUGAAGCUGGGGUUUUAGAGAAGUUUUCAGAGAUGUAUGAGGAGAUUAAGGAAAAGGGAAUUUUUUGGGGUUUUGAUAAUUUGAUUGAACAUGGGCAUCUUCCUUAUCAAGAGGUUAAAAUUCGGGUUUCGAAACAGAAGAUUGUUGAGCCAUUGGAAUUGGGAUCACAAGAAUUGGGUAGGGUUUUGGGACAAGUUAUUGAUUCAAUGGGAUUAGCCCCUUUGCAUUUGGUUUUACAUGAUUCAGCUUUGGUAAUGGGAGCAAAUUGGGUUGCUGAAAAUGCAGGGUUAUUGAGGAGUCUUACACUUAUUGAUACUAUGCCUAGGGGAACAGCAUUGCCCUUGUGGGCAUUGCAAGUGCCCUUGAUUCGGGAUGUGGUUUUGAGGGUUGAUUCUGUGUUUGGAAGAUUGAUGGGUUCGUGUUGUUCGAAAUCGUUUCAGGGUUCGAGUUUGGAGGCUCAUAGGGUUCUUUUGAAGGGUAGAGAUGGGAGGGAGACGGUUGUGGGAGUGGGGAGGAAUUUGAAUCAGAGUUUUGAUCUGGCUCAAUGGGCUAGUAUGGAUGGUAUUAAGGGUUUGCCUAUGCAAGUGCUUUGGUCUGGUAGUUGGUCUGAAGAGUGGAAUGACGAAGGUAAACGUGUCGCUGAGAUUGUAUCUCAAGCAAAGUUCAUCAAGCAUUCUGGUGGGAGGUGGCCUCAGGAUGACACUUCAAGUGAGGUAGCUGAAAACAUCAUUAGUUUAAUAUCUUCUCUACCAAAGACCGAAAGAAAAGUUGAUGAUGAACCUUUGCCAGAGCAUAUUCAAAAGAUGCUUGAUGAAGCAAAAAGUGGAGGCAGUAAUGACCAGCGUCAUGGUCAUGGUAGCCAUAGCCACCAUGAUGGGCAUACUCAUGGUCAUGGCCAUCAUGCAGAUUACAUGGAUUCCUACGGUCUUGGUCAAGGUCAUGGAUGGGGAAUGUGAUCUUCGGCUAAUCCUUAAUUUCUGGUAAAAAUAUGAUACUGGCCAUGAUAUAGUUGUCGAAACCAACAUAAACCUCAAAUAUUUGCGAAUAUGAAAGUGUCUUGGAUAUGGCCCGAGUUAACUAAUUGCCAAAUUUGAGAUCAUACAUAGCAGAGCAUUGACAUGCUAGAUAGUGGGUUUCUUUUUUCUAGCUCAUAUCAGCGUACUUUGAUUUUUUUUUUUUUUUUUUCCAUCUUGUUUUCUUCUGUUUCAUAUUUGAAUUUGUGCUUGUGAUUUUAGUAGUUUACCGGGCUUCAAUUUUGUUGAUCUACUCGGUUUUCCAGGUUGUUGGGUAUAUUAGAUUUCCCCUGCUCCUGAUUGAUGUAAGGGAUGGUAGGAUGUGGUAUUUUCAGGUUGUCGAACAGUUUGUUGUAUAAUGAGCUUGUAUCUUCAUAUGUAGUGAAUGAAAUUAGUGUUUUUCGGUUUUGUUUU